CUUGAUCACAUUCUUUUUCCUCAGCAUUCAAUUCAACCCUCACCAACUACACCCGUACCCUCUCUCUAACAACCACAUCGACAAUGCCUCGUCAACGAUCCGUCGGCCGCGCUCCUUCGCGCCCUACCGCUUCGGCGCCCGCUCCUAAGCCUCAGCAGGCUCGUCCUGCCGCCACCAUGGCUGCUCCUCCCGCAGCUGCUCACCCUCCUCCCCAGGCCAUGCCUCCUCAGGCUGCCGCUCCCGUCUCCCAGGGCCCAGGUCUCUUUGGCCAGAUGGCCAGCACUGCUGCCGGUGUCGCUAUCGGCUCCUCGGUCGGCCACGCCAUCGGCGGCCUCUUCUCCGGCGGCUCCUCCGAGCCCGCUCCCGCCGCCGUCCAGGCCCAAGCCGCUCCCCAGGAGCAGUCGUACAACAACUGCGCCGGCGCUGCCCAGAACUUUACAAAGUGCAUGGACGACAACAACGGCAACAUGCAGAUCUGCAACUGGUACCUUGAGCAGCUCAAGGCCUGCCAGGCUGCCGGCACCAACUAAGUGUUGACUCGCCAUAUGUCCGUUACGAUUUAGACACGAGGGAACAAAAAAAAAAAAAGACUUUGAUAUCAAACCUGGGGAUUAAGAGCAUAGGGAAUUGGUUUUCCCCUUGACUAGCGUGCGUUAUUACGGGAUCUGUUGGGAAAAUACUACUGUUACAACUCUCGGCAUAACCAUCCAUUGUAUAAUACCAAAAGAACAAAAAAAGAUCUCCAUCCCACUCCACUGGGAAACACUA
Molecule: messenger RNA, 768 nt
Organism: Fusarium vanettenii 77-13-4
Lineage: Eukaryota; Fungi; Ascomycota; Sordariomycetes; Hypocreales; Nectriaceae
Exons: 2
Coding region: 84-530 (148 amino acids)
Biological process (GO): mitochondrion organization
Cellular component (GO): nucleus; mitochondrion
Source: RefSeq, a predicted model, not a curated record